This is a messenger RNA of Diprion similis, 1077 nucleotides long. Its product is annotated as transcription factor collier-like. Gene Ontology annotation, biological process: regulation of transcription by RNA polymerase II. Bases 583 to 1077 code for a protein of 164 amino acids. The record is from RefSeq and is a predicted model, not a curated record. Gene Ontology annotation, molecular function: DNA-binding transcription factor activity, RNA polymerase II-specific; RNA polymerase II cis-regulatory region sequence-specific DNA binding. The transcript has 8 exons. Lineage: Eukaryota; Metazoa; Arthropoda; Insecta; Hymenoptera; Diprionidae.
AAGGCGUCCGGGGCUCGAGGUUUCUUCUACCAGUGCGACGUUUUCACCGGAAAGACGUAUAACAAGUGAUACAAUUGUGACGUUUGUGAUUUCCUCCGCGGUCCGAGAAGCACGUGGAGAAAGUGUCGCGGCGAUUGGACAGAUGCAGAUUAGAGUGAACAGGGUACCGUAGUGCGUUCGAGGUCAAGGUGCCCAGAGCUUGUUGGGUCCAAAGACACAUCAUAUUCGACGGAUGUGCAGUGAGCGCGACUCCUUCGUUAUUUUCGGUAGCCAGUAGUCGAGGUCCAGCGAGACGAGAAGCUGAGCGGCGGCGAAUUGUUGCCUCAGGAGAUAACGCACGGCAUCACCACGCGGUCCGACGAGUGGUCCGGACUCCUGCCCAGCUCCACUAUCGUGGGUGCUGGCGGGUCGCCAUGGCUCGGUCUUGGCGUCGGCGGCGGUGCGGGAGCCACGACUGGCGGCGGAAGUCCCGUCGAACUCGAGGGGCAUUGGGGACGGAAGUUGUACGGGGCGAGCGUCGCCCCGCCGCCACCUCCGCCCCAUCAUCACCCCAGGGCACCGAUAGCCUUUCCCCUUCAGGACAUGAGGCAGACCCUCAAGGAGGAACCGGUGCCCAGAGCUUGGACGCAGCCUUCCAUCGCCGACAAUGGAACGGUUGGCGUCGGCAGAGCCCACUUCGAAAAGCAGCCACCGAGCAACCUCAGGAAGAGUAAUUUUUUUCACUUCGUUAUCGCGCUCUACGAUCGGGCGGGACAGCCAAUCGAGAUUGAGAGGACGGCCUUCAUCGGAUUCGUCGAGAAGGAUCAGGAAACCGAGGGGCAGAAGACGAAUAAUGGGAUCCAGUACCGACUUCAGCUGCUCUACGCUAAUGGCGUGAGGCAAGAACAAGACAUCUUCGUCAGGUUGAUCGACUCCGUCACCAAGCAGGCCAUCAUGUACGAGGGACAAGACAAGAAUCCGGAGAUGUGCAGGGUGCUGCUGACCCACGAAGUGAUGUGCAGUCGGUGCUGUGACAAAAAGAGCUGUGGAAACCGAAAUGAAACACCGAGUGAUCCAGUGAUAAUCGAUCGUACUUGA